CCGAUCUUAAUUGAAUACAAUUAUCUCACACUGGAUGAUAAUCAAGACAAACGAGCACUGCAAAUUGCUUAAAGUGUCGGUAGCAAAGUUUUCUCCAUUUUAGUUUUCGAGUCACUACACCCACUGAAAUGCUCGGUCCACUGUUUGGAUAAAGAAGAAAGCGAGUGGGUCCUUGGAAGGCCACAGCGGCCAUGGCUGCCACAAAUAAAAUCAUGGGUGAACUAUUUCAGUUGGUUUAGCGAGAAGAGUGCCACAGAUAAACUGACAAAUUGAAAAGCAGCCGUCCCCAGCUGGUAAACUUUAGAGGGACAACGUAUUUCAAUGGGAACUCGCUCUUCUGAUUGCCCUGAACAUUCCAAAGCCCUUAUCAGCGGGCACCAAGAGAUCAAAACCUAUUCUUUCAGAGUUAUUAUGACGAUGGCAGUCUUCGGUUUGGUAGCAGCCUUGUUCUUCGUCAUGGUUUGGGUUUCGAUCACGGGACAUGUAGAUGCAAGUUUAGAGUGCGCACGCCCCCAGUUAAAGCUUAAGGACCCUGUGGUAAUCCUGGUUUCCUCAGAUGGCUUUCGGUUUGGCUAUCAGUACAAAACGCAUACACCCAACAUCCAGAGGCUCAUCUCCAACGGCACCAGUGCAGAGACAGGUAUGAUGCCCGUUUUCCCAACCCUCACUUUUCCAAACCAUUAUUCGAUUGUAACUGGGCUUUAUCCUGCUUGGCAUGGAAUUAUCAACAACUAUUUUAGGGACCCCCAAACAAAUGACACCUUUAAUAUGCAAAACCAUGAGCCCAAAUGGUGGCUGGGAGAGCCUCUCUGGGAGACUGUGACCAAACAUGGGCUGCAGGCUGCUACUUAUUUUUGGCCCGGCUCUGAAGUUGUAAAGGGCCCCUGGAAUUGCCCCAAAAAGUUUUGCCAACAGUAUAAUGGGUCUGUUCCCUUUGAGGAAAGAGUGGAUACUGUGUUGGGUUAUUUUGACCUUAAACCAUCAGAGAUGCCCAGAUUCAUUACCCUUUAUUUUGAAGAUCCCGAUCACCAGGGCCACCAGGUUGGGCCAGAUGAUCCCCAGAUAACCGAGGCAGUUGGUCAUAUUGAUUCCUUAAUGGGGAGACUCAUGAAUGGGCUUGAACAAAGAGGGGUUUUGGAGGAUGUGACUAUUAUCAUGGUGGGAGACCAUGGCAUGGUGGGCACUUGUGAUAAGAAGCUCAUCUUUUUGGAGGAUUUGAGUCCUUGGAUUACAAUUCCUUCCGAUUGGAUACAGUAUUAUAGUCCUCUGCUUUCCAUCAGGCCUCCCCCGGGAGUUUCUCCGUCCAAAGUGGUGGCGAAAAUGAGAGAAGGCUUGAAUUCUGGCAAGGUGAAGAACGGUGAGUAUCUGAAGGUUUAUCUGAAAGAAGAUCUACCAGGUCGGCUUCAUUACUCGAGUAAUGAGAAGAUUCCUCCUAUCAUUGGGCUGGUCGCGGAAGGGUUCAAGAUUGAGCAGGCAAAUUCAAAGAGUCAAGAAUGUGGAGGAGCACAUGGCUAUGAUAAUGCAUUCUUUUCUAUGAGGACAGUUUUCUUUGGCCAUGGUCCUCGUUUUGCAAGGGGGCGAAAGGUGCCAUCUUUUGAGAAUGUUGAGAUUUAUAAUCUCAUCACUUCUAUUCUCGACAUCCCUGGAGCACCUAACAAUGGUUCUCAAUCUUUUGGAAAGUCAGCUCUACUGCCUCCUUUCUCUGUUUGAUCUGGAUUUGCAAUAUCAGAUGUUGCUGUAAAUUGACUAACAAAUCUUCAAGUUUAAGCUGACUAAAUGAUAUUGUAGUAAUAACCAGAAUAUAGAGGUAAUUUCAAUCAGCUCUGUUGAUUCUCUUUCCAAGGAACAAAGUUUAGGGGAAGGACAUAAACUGCUUGUGUUAAAACUACCAAACUGUUAAUAUCUUAGGCGCUUUGGUAAUGAUCAUUUGCAUUAUUGUGAGGAUUUGUUCUU
Messenger RNA from Cryptomeria japonica (Japanese cedar), 1953 nucleotides. RefSeq lists its product as uncharacterized. The record is from RefSeq and is a predicted model, not a curated record. The transcript has a single exon. Gene Ontology annotation, cellular component: vacuole. Lineage: Eukaryota; Viridiplantae; Streptophyta; Pinopsida; Cupressales; Cupressaceae. The coding region runs from base 322 to 1710 and encodes 462 amino acids.